GUCUCGCGGAACUAACGUUAUGUCCAAUUGUCGAGUUACAGUUUCACAUCGGAAAUAAAUAUGCGUCGGACCAUCAUACCCAGAGAGGAACAGUUGAUCAGUGUAAAUCCAAAAUAAGAAACAUGCUAGUCAGUGUCUCCGGUUCAUAGGCGUUGUUUUAGGUUAUCUUUGCUGGUGUACUGAAAACGGUUACAUUAUUUCAGAAGCGGACAUGUUGAGCUUGUUGCAGUAGUUGUUCGUUUUCUUAGAAGAUGUUUGCCAAACCGUUCCGUGUCAAAUCUAACACGGUGAUAAAAGGAUCAGACAGGAGAAAGCUCAAAGCUGACGUAUCUGCAGCCUUUCCUUCACUCUCUGCUGAAGAGCUGUCGGAGCUGGUCCCCAACAAAGAGGAAUUAAAUGUAGUGAAGAUUUAUGCACAUAAAGGCGAUGCUGUGACACUUUAUGUUCUUCACAAAAAUCCACUGUUCUUUGAACUAGAGAAACGACUUCAUCCUACAGUGUAUGUGCUGUGGCGCUACCCUGCUCUCCUGCCAACAUUCAGGACAUGGCCUCCUGUGCUUCAGAAGUUGAUCGGCGGAGCAGAUCUCAUGCUGCCAGGCGUAGUGGUGCCUACAAGUGGUCUUCCCGAUGUGACACAGGGCGACUGCUGUGCUGUUACAUUAGUGAACAAUAGAGCCCCUGUUGCAGUCGGCACAGCUGCAGUGUCCAGUGCAGAUAUGCGCAGUUCAGGCAUGAAAGGAAGAGGAGUGUGUGUUCUCCACACAUACAUGGAUAAUCUCUGGGCUUUUGGGGAUAAGUCAGGUCCUCCUACUUUAUCGGAUGCAGAUAGCGAAGGACAUGGGAUGAAUGGAGAAGAAUAUGAGGAUAAUGAGGAGGACGAAGAGAAGGAGGAGGUUGAGAAGUGUGUGGAGGAGGAGCAGAUUCCUGGGGAAACGGUCACAGAUCCAGUCUUUUCUCGUAUUGAGGAGCUGAGUCUAGCUGAGCAGGAGGAAGAGAAGGGUGAAAAGGGCAAUGAGGAAGACGAUAAAAACCAGGACGAGCAGAAAACGCCACAAGAGGUAAUGGAUGCCCUACUCGUGCAGUGUUUUCUGCAUGCCCUUAAGAGCAAGGUGAAGAAAUCAGAGCUCCCUCUACUGACCAGUACAUUUCUCCGCAACCACAUGUUCUCCUGCUGCCCAAGUGGAAAGCAACUUGAUAUCAAGAAAUCCAGCUAUAAAAAGCUGUCCAAGUUUCUUCAGGCCAUGCAGCAGCAGCACAACCUUGUGCGAGUGAAAGAACUGGCCAAGGGUGUGGAGAGCAUUGUGGAGGUCGACUGGAAAAAUCCAGAACUGCGUUUGUUCAACGUUCCUAAGGAAACGGAUGGUGAAGCAGCUCCUGUUCAGGAAGGAGAAACUCCGUACCAUCCUCCUGAGAUCACAUAUCUGUACUCGGUGUCUGCUCGGCUGGAGCCUCUCUUUCUGGAUGCAAACAAGAGGAAAGGAACAAUCCUGCAGCCUGCUGAAGUGAGAAGUAUUGUCAUGGAGUAUGUGAAGAAGAAUGAACUGGUGGUUGAAAAUAAUAAAAAUUACGUGACCAUAAACCCGACUCUAUGUGACUGCUUGCUGGAGAAAUCAGAGUACCAGGAGGUAGAGUCUCUCAAGUGGGAUGACCUCUUCAGCAGGACGUUGGGAAGAAUGCAAGAAUGCUAUCAAGUUAUGUUCCCUGGACAAACACCCAUAAUAAAGAAGGGCCACAUUGAGCCCAUAGAGAUCUCUGUGGCUUCUCGAGGCUCCAAUAAAAAGGUGACUCUAAUAAAAAACCUGGAAGUGUACGGUUUGGAUCCUGCUGUUGUGGCCACUGCUUUGCAGUACAGAGUCCAGGCCAGCUCCGUCUUACAUCCCAUCCCUGGGGCCAAGGAUAAAGUCCUGGUCCAGAUCCAAGGCAACCAGAUUCACCAAGCUGGCAAUUUACUUUUAGAUCACUAUCAAAUUCCUCGCAAGUACAUCCAAGGACUAGACAAAGCUCUGAAAGGUGGCAAGAAGAAGUAGCAUUUCUACCUGCUAUACAAGCUGUUUACUUUCUUUUAAAGCUGCUUUACUGUAUGUAAACAUAACAACAACAAACUGUUCACCUUUCAUGUAAUAAAGUUGAUUCACUGUCAACUUCUGAAGGUUGAUGAA
Messenger RNA from Xiphias gladius (swordfish), 2159 nucleotides. It is a transcript of the gene eif2d, whose product is annotated as eukaryotic translation initiation factor 2D. The coding region runs from base 252 to 2027 and encodes 591 amino acids. Gene Ontology annotation, molecular function: translation initiation factor activity; RNA binding. The record is from RefSeq and is a predicted model, not a curated record. Gene Ontology annotation, biological process: formation of translation preinitiation complex; translational initiation. NCBI's taxonomy places the organism in Eukaryota, Metazoa, Chordata, Actinopteri, Istiophoriformes, Xiphiidae. The transcript is spliced from 15 exons.